Messenger RNA from Opisthorchis viverrini, 751 nucleotides. RefSeq lists its product as hypothetical. The transcript has 4 exons. Gene Ontology annotation, biological process: cilium assembly. Lineage: Eukaryota; Metazoa; Platyhelminthes; Trematoda; Opisthorchiida; Opisthorchiidae. The record is from RefSeq and is a predicted model, not a curated record. Gene Ontology annotation, cellular component: microtubule cytoskeleton; cytoplasm. The coding region runs from base 1 to 426 and encodes 141 amino acids. Gene Ontology annotation, molecular function: GTP binding; GTPase activity.
AUGCAUUGUGUCUUGAAGGGAUUCAAUAUCAAAAGUGUGCAUUCCCAAGGAUUCAAGCUGAACGUCUGGGAUAUUGGAGGUCAGCGCAAAAUACGACCUUACUGGAGGAAUUACUUUGAGAACACCGAUGUUCUGAUCUAUGUUAUUGACAGCGCGGACAGAAAACGGUUCGAGGAAACUGGUGAAGAGCUCUCUGAACUUUUGGCCGAAGACAAGCUUGUUGGAGUGCCGUUCAUCGUAUUUGCCAAUAAACAGGAUCUACUGAACGCGGAAACUGCGGACAAAAUCUCAGAUGGCUUGGGUUUACUUACUAUCCGGGAUCGUCCGUGGCAGAUUCAAGGAUGUUCGGCUUUAACAGGAACCGGAAUAAAAGAAGGAAUGGAGUGGGUUAUCAAAUCUGUCAAUACACGAGGAAAGUUGAAGUGAUCGGCCGUACUGUAACGCGCCAGUCUGUUGUCAACCCCAGAGUUUUGUUCAUGAGCAAUCCCUCUUUUCUCGCAUUUCCAUCAUCAACAUUGAGGGCGAGAUUUGUUCUGUGCAGACCCAUAUGUUAUACUGUGUCUCCCUUUUUGUUGCGUAUCUUGGCAUUGUCAAUGGGGUACAUGUGCGUCGCCGCCAUUUUGUACAUCAGUGGUAAAUCAAAGGUGUGCAUUGAAGAUGUAUGUAUCUGCCGACCUUGGCUGUGAUUUGCACACAGUUCUUUAUCCCAUCGAGCUGUACUUUGUUGCCGGAAUGCAAUGUAUGUUUCGCG